GCAUUGUGAAGUAGAAGAAAAUCCAUUAACAUAUAUGUAUGUAUUUACAUACAUAUCUAAUAUACGGCAGAUAUAAAAUUCUCACGUCACCUGUUGCCAAAUUCCUCCGAAACGGCUGAACCGAUUUUUUUGAAAUUUUGUGUACAUAUCGGAUAGGUCUGAGGAUCGGCUAUAAGCUACUUUCAUACACACAUAAAUGUUAAGAGUGGUUGACAGUUUUCACUUUUAAAUGUGUUAUACAUAUGUAAAUCAACUCGUGUUGUGAGCUCCCGACAACAACGGUCGUUACUUUACCGGUACAUUUCAUUAUCAACAUUUUGUGGAAAUAGUUUUAAAUUAAAAUCUUUAUAAUUAUAAGAUAAACGAAUUCAAUAUUAAGUUAUUUUGUUUUUCAACAAUGAGCAUUUCAAAUUGAUUUACUUUAUGCCAACAAAGAAUAUAACGAAGAGAAGUGUUGUCAGAUGUUGAUUACGAGUAAUAUGCUCAUUUCAAAGUGGCCAUUGGAACUUGGGUCAAGGAAAGCUCACAUUGUCGUGAACAUACAUUUAAAAAUGAGCCAGUCAGAAUAUGUUCCCCGUCAGGAAUAAUUACGUCCUGAAAAUGGAAGUGCGUAAGAAUUGUGCUGACAGUUUCGGUAAUGGAAGUGGGACUCGUGUUUUUUUGGAUAUACCAGGUUUAUCUGGAAAACAAUCCUUAUUUCGCUCCUAAUAAUUUCGCUGGGAUAUAAUACAAAAAACGAAGUCCUCUAGCAUUGUAGCAGCUUUAUUAAAUACACAUUCAAAAUAACCCAUAUGCACUACGCAACCUAAAAAUCAAUCUCCAUGGCCACAGAGCUGAAACAAUAUGAAUAUAUUAUUUGGGAUGUAUGUACUGUAGUACACAAACAUCUGAUUGAGACAUUGGAAAGGAUAUUAAAAGAUAUAAAAAACAACGACCAACUAUUUGGAGAUACUCCGUUACUUCUUUCAGCGGAUCAUGCGAGGCGAGGAGGCCGACAAGCCUGUUUUGUAAAUUGUGGGAACAAAGAUUAUUAAGGACGGCGAAAAAGAUCGUUUGCGUCUAUUUGUGUCAGAUGGAAAAUGUAUCAGUAGUUAUUGCAUGUUAGCAACUCAACUCAAUCAAUUGCAUGUGGAAGGAAAGCUCUCAGAAUACACAAUAGUGCGAGUGGACAAAUACAUAACAUCUGCGGUCAAUGACAAUGUUGCUAGAAAGCGUGUUCUCAUAAUCGUCGAAUUGAGUGUUUUAAAACCGGGCAAUGAAGUUGGUAAAAAGAUCGGUACUCCAGUUUCAUACACCGAGGAAGACGCAGCACAAAGUAAUACAGCGAGUUCGUCCAACAAUGGUACUGUUCCCAAACCUACGGCUACAAGUAAUGCAAAGGAAGCAGAACCCCAUCCAUCACCCUACAACAACAAUAAUAAAGAGAAUACAUCGCUGAAAAAUGAUUAUGAAAUGACACUAACGCGCCAAACAGAAAUCAAACCAUGCGAGGAAGACGAUAAUGAUAUACCAGAAAUGAAAUACGAUUUGGUUCCCAUAUCGCAAUUGGCGAACCUAGAACCAUAUACAACUGUCGAUACAAUUGGUAUUUGCAAAGAAGUUGGCGAACUGCAAACAUUCCCUUCCGGCAAAAAAAGGCGUGAAUUGACACUGGUUGACUCCAGCAAUGCUGCUGUGAUUUUAAACCUAUGGAAUGAAGAUGCUGUCAAUUUCGAUGGGCAUGUACAACAACAAGUGAUUUUAGUUAAAGGUGCACGUGUAACGGAAUUUAAUGGUGAUAAGGAAAUAAACAAGGGCAAUGGCUCUGUUAUGAAAAUAAACCCGGAUAUCCCGGAAGGGCAUAAACUGCGUGGCUGGUUCGAUAAUGGCGGUGGUGCACAUAUUUCCAAUAUGAUUUCCACCAGAACCGGUGGUGGCUUUAGCACUGAGUGGUUAACAUUACACGAGGCCCGCAGCAGAAACCUGGGCGCUGGCGACAAGCCCGACUAUUUCCAAUGCAAAGUCGUUGUCCAUGUAGUUCAAUGUCAGAAUGCUUUCUACAAGGGUUGUCCUCAACCGAAUUGCAAUAAAAAGGUUAUCGACGAGAACAAUGGUCAUUAUCGUUGCGAGCGUUGCAAUGCACUUUUCCCCAACUUCAAAUACAGGCUAUUAAUUAAAAUGAGUAUAAGCGAUUGUACAUCAACAAGCAAGAUCACUUGCUUCAGCGAAGUGGGUGAACAGUUACUGAAUCGUUCGGCACAAGAAAUUGGUGAUCUACUCGAAAACAAUCCACCGGAAGGUGAAGAAGUGCUCUCCUCAAUCAAUUUCAAUUCGUACAUAUUUAAAUUGCGCAGCAAAAUGGAAGAGUUUAAUGGUGAGCAACGUAACAAGCUGACAGUACAAUCAGUCGCGCCCAUGGAUUACAAGGAGUACAAUAAAUAUUUCAUAAACAACCUUAAAGAGUUAACAGGCAUUAACAAAAAUUAAAUCAACUUGAAAUUGUUUACGUGAAUAUUAUUUAUGUUUAUUUCUAUCUGUUCGUGUUACACAUAAUACAUAUAUACUUUUAUUUAAUAUUCUUAAA
Molecule: messenger RNA, 2563 nt
Organism: Zeugodacus cucurbitae (melon fly)
Lineage: Eukaryota; Metazoa; Arthropoda; Insecta; Diptera; Tephritidae
Product: replication protein A 70 kDa DNA-binding subunit-like
Exons: 8
Coding region: 1099-2466 (455 amino acids)
Biological process (GO): DNA recombination; DNA replication; DNA repair
Cellular component (GO): nucleus
Molecular function (GO): DNA binding
Source: RefSeq, a predicted model, not a curated record